Molecule: messenger RNA, 1615 nt
Organism: Temnothorax curvispinosus
Lineage: Eukaryota; Metazoa; Arthropoda; Insecta; Hymenoptera; Formicidae
Product: KIF1-binding protein homolog
Exons: 2
Coding region: 26-1615 (529 amino acids)
Molecular function (GO): protein binding
Source: RefSeq, a predicted model, not a curated record
GUCUUUAUAUCAAUAUCGAGCAAUAAUGUACGCGUUCCUCAGACGACAACUGGAAGAAAAAUGCAUAUCCCUUCAACUCGAAACGACACCGGCCGAACCCGCUAUAAGUAUGAAUAUUAGUCCGAAAUUUUUGAAAGUUCUACAAUUGUCGUUUGAAGUAAAGUACAUGGAUGAAGACAUUACCCUUACUGAGAAGAGAGACAAAAUCAAAACGAUAGAGGAGAGAAUGGGUGUAUUAUUGUAUCAUAAUGUAAUCCAACGUGAUGUUCCAACGGAUCCAAAAUUUGAUGAUAUUGUUGCUUUAGCGACAGCUUAUUACAACGUAGGCUUGAAAUAUGGUAUUUAUACGGAUACUGACGAUUUAUCUAAUGCUGUACAGUGUUUUUCAAGAUGUGUGGACAUUUUAAAAGAAAAAAUAUCGGACCGUAAAGCUAUAUUGACAUCUAUAGGCGCGCUUAACGAAUUGUAUUCAGUUCAUGAGAAAAUGGACAAAAAGACUGAUAGCGCAUUGAAUACACUGAAUAGAGCAUUGAAAAUAUAUAUGACAUACACACAGGAGGAGAAUUAUCCCGAUCCCAUCUGCAUAGCAAGUUUUGUUGGUAUUAAAGAAGAAGAAUCGAAUCCUAAAAUUAUCUUGAACACUUUACAUCAUACAACUUUACAGAACUUAAGACUUCAAUAUCUUAUAAGGCCGAUAGAUAAGCACCUAUUUGUACACUACCUGAACAAGGAAUUAAACACACGAUUGACAGACAUAGUAUCUAACGAAACAAAAUUUGAUGAAAAAUGUCUUGAUAUGGCCUUAACUUUAUUUGAGCUUUCUAGAUACUUUCUAGCAAACGGUCGUUUCACUGAAGCUAAAAGUCACAUUGCUAUUGGAGAUUAUGUAAUAUUCAGACUUACUGCAGAGUUAUUGAAAGCGGAAGAGAAGGAAAGGAGAGGAAAGAAAGGAAAGAAAGCUUGCUAUGCCAUUGCUGUUAAUGCUAAAUCUUGGGGUUCCUAUGGAGUUUCUCUUUUACGUUUCUGGAUGGAACAAUUCUCACAAAAUAAAGGAAAUCACAAAUCUUCUGAGAUACAAGAUCUUAUGUCAACAUUAGAAAUAAAAUCUGAAAAAUCAAAUUUAAUAUUUUCUGACUUGUUAGAAAAAGAAUUGGAAGGUAUGAAUAUUCAGUUUACAGAAACAUGUAUAUUAAAUUUGGCUGAUGCCAAAUCGGUUUUUAUAAAAACUUUGAGACAAUUUGAAAAGGCGAAAGAACAUUUUACUCCAGACACUGACACUGUAACUUAUGCAAAUAUAAUACUUGAAAUUUCGGAUACAUAUAAAUAUUUAGCAGGUUUUGAAGAACAAAGAGAUAAUCAAAUAAAACUACAUAAAAGGCGAGUAAAAUUGUUAGAAGACGCUGGUAAGAAAUUUCCUACAAUAAUUAAGGAUGAUACAGAAUUACAAAUUUACAAACGGAUUUGGUACGAAGUGGUGACUUCAUGUUCCAUGGUUAUGGAUUUAAUGGUCGAGAAAACGUAUUACGACGGAUUAUUUAAAGAGGUGUCAACAAAAGCCGAUCAAUAUAUGAAAAUGCUCGCAGAAAAUAGUGGUUUUUAUUUAAAUACGGUUUAG